Molecule: messenger RNA, 1863 nt
Organism: Exophiala xenobiotica
Lineage: Eukaryota; Fungi; Ascomycota; Eurotiomycetes; Chaetothyriales; Herpotrichiellaceae
Exons: 4
Coding region: 1-1347 (448 amino acids)
Biological process (GO): TOR signaling; regulation of actin cytoskeleton organization
Cellular component (GO): TORC2 complex; TORC1 complex
Molecular function (GO): protein binding
Source: RefSeq, a predicted model, not a curated record
AUGGCCGAAGAGCAGCCGGACGACAUUAGCAACACCACCAACACCUCCUCACAAUCCUCCACCACCCAUUCAUCUGCGUCACCCUUUCACAUUGCAGAAGGCUCCUCAGCAGAGCUUGAGAGACUUCUACCCGAUCCAGAGGAGACAGAGAAUGAGAGGAGACCUUUCGAAGACAUGAGUGUCAUUCUCUGCACAGCGGGCUACGACCAUACCGUUCGGUUUUGGGAGGCGCUCUCGGGAAUUUGUUCUCGAACAAUCCAACAUCCUGAAUCCCAGGUGAAUCGACUAUGCAUCACUCCCGACAAGAAGUACCUCGCGGCAGCUGGCCGACACAUGGUGCGUCUCUACGACAUCAAAUCGAGCAACCCGAACCCUAUUAUGCAGUUUGAAGGGCAUACAAACAAUAUCACUGGUGUUGCAUUCCACUGUGAGGGCAAGUGGAUGGUGACAAGUUCGGAAGACUGCACCGUAAGAGUUUGGGACACAAGAUCAGGUCAGAUCCAGCGCAACUACCAACACACUCAUCCUGUCAACGAUGUAGUCAUCCACCCGAAUCAAGGUGAGUUGGUCAGCUGUGACCGCGGUGGUAACAUCCGCAUCUGGGAUCUCGGCGAAAGCAAAUGCACCCAUCAACUCGUUCCUGUUGAAGAUGUCUCUAUGGCGAGCGUGAGCGUUGCUAGCGACGGCUCUCUUCUAGCAGCUGGGAAUAACCUGGGUGAUGUCUACAUCUGGCGCAUGUACCAGAACCACGACUCAACCAGUCUCCUGCCAUGCCGUGUCUUCAAAGCUCAUAAAGACUAUCUCACUCGCCUGCUCUUGUCACCGGACAUCAAGCUCCUAGCGACAUGCAGCGCCGAUCACACCGUCCGCGUUUGGAGGAUCGACAUGAACGAAGAACAUCUCGAGGCGAUUCCCCAGGCUGAAAGUCAGCCAGAUACUCUCAAUUCAACCACGAGUCAAAGCCAGCCAAAUCUCAACGGUAGCUCGGGCAGUCCGCAGUCACCAGCCAAUCCAGUCGUGCCUGGAGAUGCGUCAACGUACUAUCAAUCCCGCUCGACUGGCAGUCUCGCUUCGGCUUCGCAGUCAAUGUCGGCAUCAUCGUUCCGCGCUCUGACCGAUUUGAUCACGACUCGACGCCCCCUUCCAUGUGAUGCAGUUCUUGACAACCAUCAGCGCUGGGUCUGGGACUGCGCCUUUAGCGCCGACUCUGCUUAUCUUGUCACGGUGUGCAGUGAUCACUACGCUCGUCUUUGGGAGCUUAGCACCGCCAGCAUCAUACGUCAGUACAACGGUCAUCACCGUGGCGCCGUUUGUGUUGCUUUGAAUGAUUACUCCAACCCACCAUAGGAAGGUGAGGCAUUGGAAGAUUUGAUCUCUUUGUAAAGCGUGGGCGCAUGGCGUUCGAAGGAGAGUGAAAAAGCAGGGUCCACACGACUUGAACACGACGUGCAUUCUGAACACAGUUGGACUUUCCCAUCUUCGGCUCGAGACAGGGCGUCUCUAUGCAUUGAGCUUUGGUCAUGAACUGGAGUCAAAGCUUUGUUUGACUCCAUUUAGCUUAUAUGGUUUUGCAUCCGUGCAACUACUGAUUCGGCAUGAAGGUUACCUGGAAUGCAUUGGUGCUUGUCGAUAUUGCUGGAAUGGGCUGAACAUGUGAAGCAGCUUUACAAUGUGCUAUUAUGAAUGAUACCUAAAGAGUACCUCCUAUGUACCUAGCCGUGCUUUCCCGGAUGCACAAUCGAAAUUGGCUAGUUCUGUCAUUAACGAGCUGAUAUCAGCUCUUCUCUCACAACCAAGCUUUCUGCUGUUCCGACAACUCCAGUUCAAUUUUCCCAUUCGAAGUGGUACCGCUCCUCUCCAGCC